This is a messenger RNA of Zea mays, 2317 nucleotides long. RefSeq lists its product as uncharacterized. Lineage: Eukaryota; Viridiplantae; Streptophyta; Magnoliopsida; Poales; Poaceae. The transcript is spliced from 9 exons. The record is from RefSeq and is a predicted model, not a curated record. Bases 1218 to 2084 code for a protein of 288 amino acids.
UUGGCGAGGAUAUCAAUCAAAUCAACUUGAGAUACAUGUGCCCUUCCUCAACGAACAUCUCCGUCGCGUCGAUGCCGCCGACACCGGUGAGGACGCGCAUGUGACUGUGAACCGACACUUCGUUGAUUUGGUCCACACCGAAGCCUAUACAACUGUUUCACCUUGAUGGAUUCUUCAGAGGAGACAAAUGAAGUACCAGUUGAUGAUAGCCAAUUGGACAAGAAUUCAAUAGUUGAUAAUGAAUCACCUCUUGAUGCAAAAAUAGAUGAGCCUACCGAAGUUUCUGUACAUCACAACAAAGAAGGUAUAUCAGGAACAAAGAUAAAAAAUAUGAUGCCAAUAGAUGAGUGUAAAUUUGCAUUGCAGCAUAAUAAACCAAAAAAGGACAUGUCAAGUGUAAUUGUCCAAGAAGAUUAUAUGUGUAAUCAAGAUGACUUGUCUCUUAUUGAAUCAAUUAAAAACAUUCCUUAUGCGAUAAUGGAUGUCGAACUUGUAUGCAUCGGCUCUCAAGUAAUUUCCAGGAAAUUUAUGGAAUGUUUAUUUCAACCAAAUUCUUAUUUGGGUGAUGAGGUCAUAAAUUCUUACGUAUACUUAUUAGUAGCACAAGAACAUAUGAAGCAGUGCCCUGGUGGUACAGUCCACAUAGAGACUAUGUUUGCUAGUGAUUUUUUAAGCGAGAUGCUGGUGAUGUUCGAGAAUUUGAUGAUAUAUAUUGUGAAACUAGCGAAAGAUCUCAAGUUGAGCGAAAGGUUUUAUUAUAUCUUCAACAUGACAUGGUGUUCGUACCUAUAAACAUUCGUGAUCUUCACUGGUAUCUUGUUGUGUUUAAUGCCAAUAGAAGAGAGAUACAGGUACUCGAUUCAUUGGGUUCUUCAUUGGGUUAUAAAGAUCUUGACUGUGUUGUGAGUAAAUAAAACUUGUUACUAUUUUUUGUGGUUAUUAUUAAUUUUGUUGAUGUCAUUUACGAUUAUAUUUGUAGCUAAAGGGUUUGCAAAAGCAAGUAGAUGGUGUGUCGCGUUAUUUGAAACUUAAGGAUCAUAAUAAUUGGCCAGACCUUCAAGUUGCCUCUUGGCCUUGUAAACUUAUAGAGUUCAAAGAUGCCAAGCAGACAUAUAGGUAUAUGUUUGAUUUUUUGAAACUAUUUCAUUUAAAUUGGAAACAUAAUUGAUUUGAUUUUUUAAUGUAUUUCUUCGUGUGGACUUUUCCUACUUAACUAUAUGGAGUACUGGACAGGAGUCGAACUAUCAGACAAUUUUACACAGGCCGAUAUGAAAAACUUUAGGCUAAAAUUGGCCGCUAUUUUAUUGUCUUCGGAUUUGAAUAAGAGAAAGGGAUGUCUGUUAUAUAAAAAUAAUACAAAUAAAAGUACAGAAGACAAUGAGAUUGACUCCAGUGAUGUUGAGAUUUUAGAACCCUCCCCAAAUCCUAACAAGAGGAAACGAAUCCCUCAGAUUAGCCCAGAAGAUGAUCCUGUAUUAUUAUAUUUUGAAGAAAUAUGUGCCAAAGAAGAGAAUGAUGUCACCUCUACUCCAACCUCUGUUGAUAGAUGUGACAAUGACUCUUUAAUGAGUGGUCUUUUCACCAAGGAUAUGCCAGUGACAAAAGCAGAUAUGAUAGAGUUUCUAUGCGAUUAUAUCAUGACAAUUCAAGGUGGCACAAUUUUAGAGGCUAAAUGGAUUCGAAGCUUCAAACCAUACAUGAUAGAUUUGUCUGUCAAGACACUACAAGAAUUGUUAAAUGUGAAUCAAGAUAUGCCUACAGAUUGUUUCGACAUGGCUAUUCGAGUUCUUCCUCAUAAUGAACCAAAGAGGUUGUCAAUUGCAAAACGAAAGAUUACAAAACACUAUAUGGACCUGCGUUUUUGUGAAAUGUGUGGUUUUGACGAAGAAACAAAGUCUUGUAAGGAUCCUAGCGCGAUAGAAUUAGCAGAAACAUUAACUAAUUGGCCUCAAAUGAAUUAUUACAUCACACUUUGCAAAUUUGUUCUUAUGCCAUGGAGAUACUCUACAGGUUAUGUACUUUUCAUGAUUAAUCAUGCAAACAAAUUUGUGUCUGUGUUUAAUUUCACACCUACUCCAGAAUGAUGUAAAGAUAUGCCACUAAAAAGAUUUUGGGAAGUAAUUCUUCUUAUUUCAAAGAAUUAUAAGGCUGCAUACAGUCUUAAACGCACUGGAUGGUCACAUGACAUUUAUAUGUGGCGACAUUCAAUUCGACCUGAUGCUCCAAUUGACUCAAAAGGAUAAUUACUUAAAAUUAUUAUAUGGCAUAUAUAUAGAUGUGUAUGUUUAUAAUUUCAUAAUAUAACAUACUUGGUAUU